Messenger RNA from Neltuma alba, 795 nucleotides. RefSeq names its product DEAD-box ATP-dependent RNA helicase FANCM. The transcript is spliced from 3 exons. Lineage: Eukaryota; Viridiplantae; Streptophyta; Magnoliopsida; Fabales; Fabaceae. Gene Ontology annotation, biological process: interstrand cross-link repair; double-strand break repair via synthesis-dependent strand annealing. Gene Ontology annotation, molecular function: four-way junction helicase activity; four-way junction DNA binding; 3'-5' DNA helicase activity. The coding region runs from base 1 to 795 and encodes 264 amino acids. The record is from RefSeq and is a predicted model, not a curated record.
AUGCAUCUAUUGGCAAACUCACAGCAGCAGAGAAUAAUAUACUUGCGAAGUAUUUUCCAAACCACUGGUGAAAAUACGUGGAAGCCAUCUCUUGUUGCCUUUCCUUACUUCCAGACAUAUCCUUCUAGAACACAUAAAGUGAAUCAUUCCUGUAGAGCAAUAAUGCUCAUUGAUUUGAUGCAACGUCUGCAAGGACAAACGUCAUUCUUAGGAAACAGUAAAACUUCCAUCCCUCAGGAUGGCCCGUGUAUAGAAGCUAGCAAUGCAUCCGACCUAAACAAGAUUCGCGAAGUUAGAUCAGACAACAAAUCACACUCUAGGCAUACCGUUGGAAGCAAUGCAGUCUCUGUAAGUUGCCUGAAGCUGGAUCCCUCUCGUUUAGGGAUUCAGACUGAAGACUUUGUUGAUCUAACUGCACCAGAUAAUAUUGUGGGAGAACAGAGAUCGCCUAAUACAAGUUGCAUAAAGAAGGAUGAUCUACCGUCAUCUACUUUUAUUGACUUAGAUGAAAAUAAAGAGAAAACAUGUGAGUUUGAAGAGACAGUUCCUGACACUCCAAUUGCUAACACAGUUAUGUCAGAUGAAGGGCAUAGCAAUAGUGGAACGCCUGAUCAUUCUCAGUUCAAGACAUCUUUGUUGCUAGACGACGUAUUCAAUAAUGACAUCAAUGAGUCCCAGUGUAGUCCCCGUUUGACCAGUUUAAUUAAAAGUGGUGUUGUUCCAGAGUCUCCCAUUGAUGAGAGGACUGAUUUUCUUCCAGGUCAUGAUGGUUUUUUCAAUAAUGUUGCUAAAUAA